Molecule: messenger RNA, 2777 nt
Organism: Brassicogethes aeneus
Lineage: Eukaryota; Metazoa; Arthropoda; Insecta; Coleoptera; Nitidulidae
Source: the annotation of a GenBank genome assembly
CUAAUAAUAAAAUAAUGUUUAACUAAUAGUGCAUUUAUUAGUGGUUAUAUUGCAUUUAAACGCAAUAGUUACGAAGAUAAAGAUAAAAGAAUUUGUAUUAAUAUUAAAGGAAGAAUUUGAAAAUAGUACAAGCAAAAUGGAUGAUGAAGAGGAUGUAAGGAAACUCAGUGAGUUUCUGAGGAAUAAAAGCAAGGGAAAAAAAAGUAAUUUGGAAUUUGAAAGACUGAUAAACAGUGAUGAAGAUGAAGAUGAAGAGGAAGAGUCCACAAUGGAUGUGUCUAUGGAAGAAAUAAUUGAUGAUACUGAUAAAUUCACAAUAGACAUAGAUGUAACAAAAAUAAAUCAUCAAAUUCCACCAAAUGCUUCACUGCAAGCCGAAGAAAAAAUAGUGAUAGAGAACUGUGUAGACCCCCAACUAAAAAACCUUCUGAUCCUCAACCGACAAAAAAACAUACAACUAAUCUUGUUCUACAAAAAAGUGAAAGACUUGCUGUUUGAAUGCAAGUUGAACAUAGAGGACAAAUUAAGGGAAAUCCAAGUGGUCGAGCAAGGAAUCAGAAAAGCGAACAGCAAAAAGCUGUGGAGGAUCUCGGCCCCCUAUUUCAAGGACAAAGACAACUACCCCGCCCCCCCGAACUCCGACACGAUCCGGAAGAACCGCAACAGCGAGCUCAGCGUCUACGACGUGUAUGCUUCGUCGAAGUGGUCGCAGAUGGAGUGCGAGAAGCUCGUGAAGUCCGUGAAGUUGAAUUACAGCUUGACCAUGCAGAAGGAAGUGUUGAAGGAGUUGAGAGCUUUGGAGGCUGUUGAAGUUGAGGGGGACGAGGGGAAUCUCAGGGAGUUGGAGUUUAAAGCAAAGUAUAAGGCUAUUAAGGAUGUUGACGAUAUGUGCCCCCCCUUGUAUUCAAAUGAGUUUGUCGAUUGGGAAAGGAUUUCGAGUUUUUUUUUGCACGGCAAUCACACGUCGAACGAGUGCAGAGCGUUUUGGCACAUACAUCUGCACCCGCAAAUUAAUAAAGACAAUUGGACUAUGGAGGAAAACAUGAAAAUUGUCAAACUGGUGAAAACUUACAACAAUCAGAACUGGGACCAAAUGGCGUUAGAAUUGGACACCAGAAGAUCAGGCUUCUCAGUUUGUCUGCACUACAUGAGCAAGCUGCAGACAAAAUUCAAGAAGGAAAAAUUCUCGCAGAAAGAAGACGCGAAGCUGUUAAAACUGGUGGAGAAAUAUAAGGUGGGUAAAACUAUUCCGUGGAGCAAAAUAAGGCAACAUUUCGCGGACAGGAAACGGGAGCAAUUGUACCACAGAUACACGUACUUUCUGAAUAAAAGGGUUAAGAAAACCCGCUUCGAACCCGAAGAAGAUGUUCUGCUUUUAAUAUUGGUAAACAAAUUCGGGCGAUCUUUCACGAGGUGUGCCGAAUCGUUUCCCGAGAGAUCUGCUAGCCAAUUGAAAGCAAGAUACAAUGGGAAUCUCCAAGCUAAAAUCCGAAAAGGUUGUUUCACGAAAGAUGAAGACAUGGUCAUAAUGGAUUGGGUCAAAGAGCACGGCACUAAAAGUUGGGGGGGUCUGGUGAACACCGUGCAAAGGGCCAGAGCGCAAAUAAGACAAAGAUAUCUGGUUCUGCAGAAGUUUUUCCAGGACAACCCGGACGGUUCCUACGACGAUAUCAUCAGGAGGAACCACACCCACUGGGUGGGGGAGGAUACCAGCUACGACCAAACAAGGUAUAUAGCCGACAUGUUCAAGGACAAAAACAUACCGACCCUCGCGGAAAUAAAAAUUAUUAUGGACGCACAAUAUACGAAAACUCGUAUCCAACAACUCCCAACAAAAAAAACGUAUACCCACAAAACGUCGGUGGACGCGCAGUUGGUGGAGUUUUUCUCCAACUCGCAAAACAACAAAACUACUUGGAAAGCGUUUUUUUCGCCGUCUAUAUCGGUCGUAACGGAAAAUGUGGAGGAAAUGCUGUCUGUGUUGGGCGCCAAGUUAAAAAUCCCCAAAAAAUUAGAAGAAGGGACUAACUUGGAUGCAUUGGAUGUGCAAGUGUUGCGGAGUUUACGGGACAGUAAAACUCAACAAAAAGUCGGCAGAUUAUUGCCGCCCAAUUUAAAUAGUAUUAUGGGGUUGACGAGUUUGCUGUUAAAGCACAAGUCGUACCAAUCCCUGGGGGAGAGGAUUUUCGACAGGCUGGGCCCCCAGUUCAACUCCCACCAGGAAAAUUUUAGAUACGCGGUGGAAAAAAUGCCGGGUCCAUUACGCGACAAAAUCGUACACGAGCGGAAUCUGUUUUACAGCAGAUUUACAACGAUUUUUAAGUGGCCUUCCAUACUAAGUCUGGCGGAGCCCAGUCGAGAUUUGUUGUACAAUAAACCGGGGGAGAAAAGGAGAACCUACGCCAGAGCGAAACCGGGGGAGAAUAAAAAUAAAAGGGUGAAGUUAAGCUCGGAGAUCAGUUCCAUGGUGUUCGACGAAAAAGACACGCUUGUGAUACCGCUGGAUAAGUUGCAGAGUUUCUCGGAGGCGUGUUCGAAACAGAACGUUAAAGUUAUAGUUUUGCACAAGAAACAAAAUCAAAAUAACGUUAAAAUAGCGGAUGUUAAGCCUGAAGAACCGAGUUGCUCGCAAAGCAGCAUUCAAAAUGCCGUUGAAAGUGUCGAUGACGAUUUUGUGGAUUUGCAAAAAUUACAAGGCUUCUUGAAGAAGGAAAAAAUUAAAUUUGAAGAGGUUGAUGAAGAUAUUUAAUUUUUAAGUGUACAAAGUUCUGUUUUUU